Punica granatum (pomegranate) is the source of this 881-nucleotide messenger RNA. The record is from RefSeq and is a predicted model, not a curated record. Lineage: Eukaryota; Viridiplantae; Streptophyta; Magnoliopsida; Myrtales; Lythraceae.
GUGUGUGUGUGUAUAUAAGACGGUGCCACCCACCUCCCCCUAAAAAAUAUUCAUCCUCGAUUUAACAAACCCUCGGCCUCCUUCAUGCACUUUCUUCAGGGUUCCCACUACACCACCAGCCGGUUGAAGGACCAUUACUGACAGCGGCAGCCGCGAUCGACCUGAUUGAUCAUGGACAUGAGUCGACAGCGGUGCGGGUCAUCUUCCUCAUGGACUAACGAGAAGCACCUCCGGUACCUCAACUCAGUGGAGGCUUCGUUUGUCCGUACGAUGCUCGACGGCAACAGUGGCGGCAUCGGCCAUCUCCGCCUCGACAGAUACAUGCCGGACAGCUCUGAAUCGACUCGGGACUUGAAGGUCCAGAGAAAGAAGAAACUCCACGCAACAGGUGUAGUGGGCCCACCUGCCAGAAUCAACGGCGCGGCUGACAAGAAACAAAGGAGACUCUCAUCUCCGCCGUCCCGCCAUUGCUCUCAUGAUCAGGUGAUACCACAGCUUAUCAGCAACGAAGCGGCUGAUGAGAAGCACGACGACACAACUGACACGAGUGUGGAGGGACCUGCAGGAACCCAUGCACGAGCUACUGCUGCUGAUAGCAACUGAUGAUCAAAUUCUCUAUCGCUCGUCUCUCGUGAACAAAUUAUGUUUCUUUCCUUCUAGUUCUAGCUACCUUCUGUAUUGUGUCGGUUUCUUUCAUUUAUUUAUUUUUAUUUAGCUUUUCUCUCUCUCUCGCUCUCUUUUUUAAUUUGCUUUUCUCUUUGUUUUCCUGUUGCUUGUUCAUUGAGCUAAUUAUGUAUGUAUCAGUAUGCGCUCGCGAGCGGGUGUGUAGAAGAGCUGAGCAACCAUAUUAUAAAGCAUUUCCUAAUUAUAAUUUAUAGCAA